CCAGAUUCGCCCGAAAUGGCGUCAGAUUGGCAAGCGAUGGCGAAUAAUGUCGCCAUGAGUCCGAUGGUUGAGCUGAAUUCGCAGAUCGAGGCGCAAAUAUGCAUAGCUGUUGAGGAAGUGAAAAAGCUGGUGGUUUCCGGUGCUGAGGAAUUGCGGGGGAGGAUGAGGGAGGGGCUGACCAAGUGGGGGAUACCUCCCCUCGAACCUCUGCACAUCCAAAAAUUCCCAUUCCACCUGUACCACGAGUACUACGAGGUCUGGGGGUGGCUCACAGACAUUUCCAUCCACGGUUUAUCCACUUUUAAUCUGACCCGUGUCGAUACUCACCUCCUAUCAAGGGUUGACCUUGACCUUGACAUUCAUCUCGGCCGGUUCAAAAUAUCGGGUAAUUACGAACUGCACGGCCAGCUACUAAAAAUCUUCCCACUGAUCGGCUCUGGCCCGUUUUCCACGCGAUAUGAAAAUAUUUCGAAUGCGUUUUAUGUAAAAUUUGUGAUCGAUCCUGACACGGGGAGAGUUUCCGUGUCGACGUUAGACUUUCGGAUGCGCGUGGGUCGGCUGGAAGUGAAUUUUGACGGGUUGGGAGGAAAUAAAAUCGCAUCUGGGUUUGCAAACACGGUCCUCAACAUGUUCGCCACGGCACUGUUUGCAGCUUUCGAACCUCAGAUGAGGAAAGAAGUCAAUACGCUGUUAAGGAGACAGAUCAACUUAAGCCUAAAGGAUGUCCGACUUCCGGAAAUCCUGCGAAACAGAUUGGGAACAAGAGUGGUCUGCUAAAUAAGAAUACAUGAUUAAUUGUAUCCACCGAGUUUGUAAAUAAAUAAUUUCCGUCCUAAAUAGUUUGAUAUCUGUUCUUAAUCAAUUUUUACAAAAUGAAAAAUAAAA
This is a messenger RNA of Folsomia candida, 885 nucleotides long. RefSeq lists its product as uncharacterized. The transcript has 4 exons. Bases 16 to 777 code for a protein of 253 amino acids. Lineage: Eukaryota; Metazoa; Arthropoda; Collembola; Entomobryomorpha; Isotomidae. The record is from RefSeq and is a predicted model, not a curated record. Gene Ontology annotation, molecular function: lipid binding.